This is a messenger RNA of Helianthus annuus (common sunflower), 443 nucleotides long. RefSeq lists its product as uncharacterized. The record is from RefSeq and is a predicted model, not a curated record. NCBI's taxonomy places the organism in Eukaryota, Viridiplantae, Streptophyta, Magnoliopsida, Asterales, Asteraceae. The coding region runs from base 60 to 443 and encodes 127 amino acids. The transcript has 3 exons.
AUUUAAGGCGGCGUUUCAAUUUUACUGAAAUUGAGAAGCAUCCUAAAUGUAGACAAUUGAUGGAUGGCCUUAAUGCGGUAUACAUGAAGCGUUAUAGAAGCCGAAAAGCCAAAGCAAAAGAAGAAUUUUUAGCAAACGGAGGGGAAACUGAUGUAGCAAGAGCAAGGGCCAACAUCCCCAAGGGUAUGAGUGAAGAGAAUUGGAAUAAAACCGUAGACUAUUUCUUGACCAAAGAACAUAAGGACCGGUCAUGUGCCAACAAAUCAAAUCGUCAAAAGCAACUUUACACAAACCGUGGGGGAUCGUCGACAUAUAGUAGUUUUUGUUUCAAAAAAGAUAAGACCAGACUCGAAGCGUUUAAAAAUUGUCAUACUCUUAAAGAUGGAAGGUUUGCUAGCGAGCUAGAGGAGCAAAAAUACGUAAGUAUCUUAUUUAAAAUAUAA